Penicillium coprophilum is the source of this 672-nucleotide messenger RNA. RefSeq names its product YbhB/YbcL family Raf kinase inhibitor-like protein. NCBI's taxonomy places the organism in Eukaryota, Fungi, Ascomycota, Eurotiomycetes, Eurotiales, Aspergillaceae. The transcript is spliced from 2 exons. Gene Ontology annotation, biological process: regulation of Ras protein signal transduction; regulation of proteolysis. The coding region runs from base 1 to 672 and encodes 223 amino acids. Gene Ontology annotation, molecular function: phospholipid binding; peptidase inhibitor activity. The record is from RefSeq and is a predicted model, not a curated record.
AUGAUCUCACUCGUUACACUUCUCUUUGGUGUGCUAAGCGAAAUAAUCCAGAUUCUCCCUUCGACUCCUGGCCAGCAACUACACAUACGGUAUCCCGGCGGCCAAUGGAUCAAUCCCGGUAUGGAAUUGAACAUUCAAGAGACUACUAUGAUUCCAGAGAUCAGUAGCAUCAACCUCAGAUGCGACCAGAAAUAUAUGAUCUUCUUCAUUGACCUCGACGCCAUCUUACCCGGAACACGCAUCCAAUCAGUCAUUCUACACUGGUACCAGCCAAACCUCAUGAUGGAUUGUAAAAAGCCAACACCUCCUUCCAGAAUCGUUCCUGGCAAAGAUUAUGACGACCAACCUCAGCCCACAGCUUCGUACAUAGCUCCUCGGGCACCGCCAAAUACUCACCACCGUUACGUGUAUCUCCUCUUUGAGCAGCCCGAAGCCUAUCAAUUUCCGGAAUGUUUCUCUCAUGUGUUUCCUGAGACUGUUAGCGCCCGCGCGGGAUUUGAUAUCAGGGAGUUUAUACAGGCAACAGUGUUAGAUCCUCCUGUUGCGAUGAACUAUUUCAUUGGUAGACAUGAACCCGGCCAAGGCGAGACAACUACAAUGUCCUAUAGUGCGACAACGACCUCGUUCCGUUCCGUGGAUUGUGCUACGAGAACGGCUGGCUUGGUCCUGUGA